UGGGGUCACCGGUGAUAAAAUCACUGGGUUGUCGAGGAUGAGUUAUCGAGGGUAGAACCUGCAGCAUUGGCAGUGGAUGGGUUUAUGGGCUGUUCAAGUUUGAGUGGUGACCAAAGUCGAGGUCCUGGCAGCGAGGUUCACGACGCGACUUGAGAAAGUAGGUACGUGACGUGACAGACCCACCUUCUGAGCGCGAUCCAUUAAUUGAUAUGGCACGUGCACUAGCCCCACCAUUCAUUCAUUGCCCCACGACAACAAACCUCCCGUCCUUUGUGACGUGAGAAGAAGGUACCAAGGUACCUCUAUAGCAAGCCACUCAUACACAUCAAACUCCCCAACCUCAACCCUAUAACACCUUUUUAUCGAUACAGUCAUUUAUUAAAUGGCAGAUCGCCAUAGUUCUCAGACUCGGGCCGGGGGCCCUGGAGUCUCAAGAGUCCGCAGUGGCAUCACAGGCCCCAGUGUUCGCCGUAACCUGUUCCAGAGCCAGUUGACUCGCAGACCAACCGCCAGCUCCUCUAAUUCUGCCGAGACUCUUAGACUCGACGCCGAUGCUCAGUCCGAGUCUUCCGACAUUGUGAUACGCGACAAGGACGGGGAGGUCGAGAUGGAUGACCCCCCCACGCCCUCCAUCGACGAGCCAGACGAUGUUCCACUUGAUGCAAGGCACGACAACGAGAAGGAGAGGCAAAGGCUGGCCGAGGCGGUAAAGCAACAUCAGAUUGAUCAGAACAGUGUGCCUUCUCAACCAGAAGAAGUUCUAGAAGUCGUUAGGGCGAGCUUGAGAGCCAAAGUUGCGGCGUUGGCUGAAGACAAUUGGAUGUUUGAACGCGAAGAGGUUUCAAGGUAUCAUUAACUGGAAAGAGGCUGGAUGCCUGCUGGAUUCACGGCAAACGUCC
Phialemonium atrogriseum is the source of this 899-nucleotide messenger RNA. RefSeq lists its product as uncharacterized. NCBI's taxonomy places the organism in Eukaryota, Fungi, Ascomycota, Sordariomycetes, Cephalothecales, Cephalothecaceae. The record is from RefSeq and is a predicted model, not a curated record. The transcript is spliced from 2 exons. The coding region runs from base 383 to 856 and encodes 157 amino acids.